GUCUUGGCCUUUCAAAAUUGGGAGCAGAACACACUGGUGAACGUUUUUCAGAAUGCCAAAUGAUAGAGAAUUGGUAGAACAAGAAGGAAGAUCGGAGAUGGAGUUCACCGACCUCCAGAUCUCGGCGGAUUCAAUCGACGUUUCUGUCAUGUUUCAUGUCGUCAUGGAAAUCCUAGGGUUUGUUCUUUUCAUGCAUCAACAGAUCCCUGCGGUCUUACAAGAUGUCAAUCAUGAGUUUGAUGCACUGCAUACAGAGUAUAAAGAUUUGGAGGCGGUUCUUGCACAAACCGAAAUGAAAGCAUCCCAACGUAGAGUUCAAAACGGAAGAAAGAGAGAAGUGAAACAUGGCAUAAAACGAUUUGAAAAGCUGAUGAAAACUGUUGCUAGUAUCCAAACUGCUCUCCAACUGGUCUUCAGUGAGAUGCCACAUAUUGAGACUGUCAUUUUGGUUUUUGGAGGUAGUCCAGUUCGGCCUCGACAUGUAUAUGAACUGUGCUUUUCUCAUGGAAGUGACGUUCUAUCCGAGGCUCGUGACUUUACUCGAACUAGAGCAACAGACACAAUUUCAAGAAAGGUCAUCAGGUUACUGGUAUCCAAAGGUGUUGGAUCUGAUUCUUAUGCAGGGCCUUCCAAGUUGUUCCUGUUGGUCAAAGCUUCUUGUUCUUUCAAUAUGCCUCUGCAUUUUCUUCCCAAGCGUGAUUUUAGAUACAACAAAAAGACGAUGCCUACAAGAUUACGUAUCAAGUGUAGAAACCAAGAUCGAGAGAUUCAUGCUCUGAAUCACGAUGCUCAACCUGCAGACUCGGAUUCUAUGUCAAAUGAUUUCAUCUGGUUUCAAUGUCGACAUGUUAUCAAGGGUUUGCCUCUUAAGACAUCACCAGACGAAUGAUCAAAAUGAAGAGAAUUAAUGAAUUUGGGUUCAAAACAGUUGUUGAAGAACAUUACCGAAUAUUUUAGGACCCGUCUACGACCAUCUUUUUUGUUUAGUUGACAUUUAAUUUUUUUUUUUGUGUCUGUUUACAAG
Messenger RNA from Cynara cardunculus var. scolymus (artichoke), 1024 nucleotides. RefSeq lists its product as uncharacterized. The record is from RefSeq and is a predicted model, not a curated record. The coding region runs from base 53 to 889 and encodes 278 amino acids. Lineage: Eukaryota; Viridiplantae; Streptophyta; Magnoliopsida; Asterales; Asteraceae. Gene Ontology annotation, cellular component: nucleus. The transcript has 7 exons. Gene Ontology annotation, biological process: regulation of exit from mitosis.